Molecule: messenger RNA, 2014 nt
Organism: Aspergillus ochraceoroseus IBT 24754
Lineage: Eukaryota; Fungi; Ascomycota; Eurotiomycetes; Eurotiales; Aspergillaceae
Product: senescence-associated domain-containing protein
Exons: 2
Coding region: 203-1723 (506 amino acids)
Biological process (GO): cell division
Cellular component (GO): plasma membrane
Source: RefSeq, a predicted model, not a curated record
GUUUUUUCCUUUCUUGUAUUUGUUGUUUACUUAAUGUUGGCCUUUUAAUCCGCUUUGUUCAUCACUUUAAGACACUUGUAUGGAGACCUUCCCCCCGCAGUCCAAACAACAACGUUUCAUACUAUCUAUCCUUUUGUUUAUAAAGGUACUACUAGGUACAUCUUUUCUUUUCUAUCAGACCGCUCAGACACCGGAAUAGACCAUGUCUUCCUCGAUUCAUGAUCCUCGACUUCUUUAUAGCAUCAAUAAUGUCCUGGCGUUCCAUCUACAGAAUGGCGACGAAUCUAGUUUGACCCCUUCAGGUCCUCAGACCCUCUCCCUUCUCAUGGUCCCAACUUCCGCCUCGAUUCCGCAGAAUUCCCCGUUGGCGCCCGCUCCAGAGACCCUGUCAGAGGAAGAUUUCUAUCUCCAUCUUCAUCUCCCGCCAGAGCUGGAUCUGGCUCUUCCUGCCACUACGCAAAUCUACCACCAACCGCCCAAUAGUUAUCUGAUUCCUCGCUGGGACUUGGGACCAGAUUCGGGCGCAUUCAUUCGCAUCCAGUUCCCGGGGAUCGGAGCAGGGCCCAACAAGGUGGCGCAGGAGGAUGUCGAUACGUUUGAAACAAUCCUGGCGCAAUGUACGGCAUUUCUGGAGCGCGCGCAGCCUCCGCAGGCCCAUACACCCUAUGUCCCUGCGAACUUUGCGCCUGGUGAAGGCUAUGUAUCUUCGCCUAACGCGAUCGGUCCUGAAGUCACCAAGCGGGACCAGCAUGGGCGGAUCGUCCUGGUGGACGAGGAGGAUGGCAGCGUGGUAGGGGAAAUGGAGGGGUAUGAUGUUGUUGAGAAGCCUGAUGUGAAGCCCGGGUCCAAGAGACCCGUAGAAGUCCAGCUUCCCGCCGAGGGAGAAGGCAACCAAGUCAGCGUGAGCAAUGUCUCCGAAGAAUAUCUUCAGAUAUCUCGACACCCCGCGUACAGAGAUUCCACUCUUGUCCAGACAUCUGCCAUGGCGUCGCGCCUCAUCGUGACUGGAUCCACAUACCUGGCCCACGCGCUGACCAACGGAGCGGAUGCCUUCACGCGGAAAACGAACCCCAACCCGAAGCCAGCAACGUUCUCGGAAACCACGCAUCUACGAAUGCGGAAAAUCGGCACUUUCUCGAACGGCGCCGCGGACUUCUCCUCCAAGACAGUCGGCCAGGUAGGACGAUACGCGCAGAAUCUGGGGGCCUCUUUGGCGCGGCGCAGGGAUGACGGGAAGGUCCAGAAUGGCGAACGACGGGGGCCCCCUCCGGCCGCCCAUGGCAAGCCCGGCAUUCUGAACAAGUCCUUGAUUGCCUUCUCCACGUUGGCGGAUGGGAUCGAACAAGGCGCACGAACCGUCCUGCAUUCCGGGUCGGCGGCUGCCUCGACGAUGAUUGGACACCGCUACGGAGCAGAAGCCGGCUCCGUGGCUUCCAAUCUGACGGGCGGCGUGAAGAAUGUGGGUUUGGUCUACAUUGACGCUGCGGGAGUGAGCCGCAGGGCGAUCCUCAAAUCCGUCGCCAAGGGUAUGGUGGUUGGCCGCAUGCAGGAUGGCAAGCAAGUUGUCGUUGGAUCUGGCGAUGGGGGGCAGUUCUCGCAACCAGGAAGACCAGAUCCAGUGAAUCGACGACGACCUUCUCCCAGCCCGACGCCCCCUCCCGCGUAUGGAGCGCCGGGGACAUUCUCGCUGGGGGGUACGAUGAUGUCAGGAGGAAAACGCUAGAUAAAUUUUUUUUUUUUUUUUUAAGAAUAUGUAGGUAGGUAGAAGACUAGAAAAAAUAAAAAAAUGGAAGGGUCACGAAAAUAAAUAUCAGAUCCAAAUUCAUACUCCGUCCUGAGUCUGAGAGUACACAGUCUCAGAUCGGAAGAUGGGAAGUUCUAGAAGAUGGUCGGAAUGAGAGAUAAGAUAGAUUGAGAAUCCAGGGAUGGAUCAUUGCAAGGAAUUUAAGCUCUGAUGGAUAGAUAGUUGGACAAUAAUUGACUGAUCCUUCUGCCCUGAAUGAAUCUUGGAACU